Molecule: messenger RNA, 648 nt
Organism: Symbiodinium sp. CCMP2592
Lineage: Eukaryota; Dinophyceae; Suessiales; Symbiodiniaceae
Source: the annotation of a GenBank genome assembly
AUGGUAAAACGCAAUGGUGGUAGGGAGCCGCAGGCCAGGAAAACAAAGAAGCCUAAGCACAGAAGAGGAGGGCGUGAAGCCCUUUCGGUGGAGCAAGUGAUUCACUUCUACUUUGUCCUCUUGCGUGACGUCAAUUGUGCAUUCGCGGCGGUGAUGUUCGUUUUGGGCCUGAUGCUAGGCGAGCGAGCCGAACUCUUGUGCAAUAUGCAAGACACCUGGUUCGCUGGCCUUGAUGCCUCCCACGGCCAGCUUCCCACGUGCACCAUUCGACCAGUCAAUAAAAAAACCAAGUGUCGAGAAGUGCCUUUGGAAUCUGGCUUCGGACAAGUCAUGUGGCAGUGGGUGACAGGCGGCAAGCCACUGCUAGGCGGACAAGAGGGAGAAGAUCGCACACAGUGGCCGCAUCAAGGACAAAUGCUGUUUCAACCCAGGCGGACAAGACGAAUCGGCAAGCAACAACCGGGACGCUAUUUGUUUCCGGGCAGGACCCUAGGAGGGAACAAUGUGCGUGCAUGGAGAACGCCUAUUACCACGCGUGGUUUCUUUGGCAAAUUUCAAGCAGCACAAGCGGUCAUCGUGAAACAGCUCCAACAGGCACGCCAAGAAGGCCAGAGGCAUCCGUUUGAUGGCAUUGACAUCAAAAAGUGA